GUGGACUCUUUAUUUUAUAGCAUUGUUUCUCUUCGUUUACUCCACAAAUGGUUCCCCUUCCGCCGAAAAAACGUCCAAUCCCGCCACAAAUGGGUCCCUUUUUGCUGAUAGGUUCAAAAACACCAACGUCACCGCACCAAAUCCGGACUUAAUAUUUUUUAACCGAGUCCCCAAAGUAGGGAGCAGCAUGAUGAUAAAUCUCCUCAGAAAACUGUCCAUCCGAAAUGGGGUCGCCUUCUACCAAGACGGCGCCCACCCUGGGAUGCAGGCCAGGCUGAAUUGUGCCCAGGAAGCUGACCUUGCGCACCUCCUCUGCCAGAUUCCCAAACAACCAGUCAGCGUGUAUACUAAACACGUCGCUAUGGUCAACUUUACCCGUGUGGGGGGUGCCUGUGACCACGUCGUGUACAUCAACAUGGUGCGGGACCCGGUCGAGCGAGUGAUUUCAUGGUAUUACUACAUCCGGUUAAGCAAGGUUAGAAAUUUUGUCGCCAAGAUGAGGAAGGCCAAUAAUAAAACAGAGGACGACACUUGGUUACAGAGGGAUUUUUCGACCUGUGUGCUCCAAAAUUAUGACGAGUGUCAAUUUGAGUUUAGACACGAAAAUGUGUGGAGUCAAAUGAUGUUCUUUUGUGGAAUGGAUGAGCGUUGCAAACUUCUUCGGAUCUAAGGCACUAAUGGUUUGCUGUAGCCGAUCCUCCAGCUUUGGCAUGUUUCCAGAACUAUCCGUUAUUUCUGACUUCCAACCAAUUCGUUGGACUCGAUUUGAAAUAUGCCCCACCCAGAGUUGGGAUAAUCCGGAUUAAAAUUGCUUGGAUUAGUAAUACUGAUUAGGAUUAAUCCGGAUUAGUAAUCCGUAAUCCAACAAUUUAAAAAAUAUAUUAAUUUUGUCAUUUUCGCAGAAAUCAAUCAUGAAAAAUGGCAAUAAAAUAAAUUAUUUGUAUCAUUCUGAUUUCUCCUAAUACA
Folsomia candida is the source of this 966-nucleotide messenger RNA. Its product is annotated as uronyl 2-sulfotransferase. The transcript is spliced from 3 exons. The coding region runs from base 188 to 670 and encodes 160 amino acids. Gene Ontology annotation, cellular component: membrane. The record is from RefSeq and is a predicted model, not a curated record. NCBI's taxonomy places the organism in Eukaryota, Metazoa, Arthropoda, Collembola, Entomobryomorpha, Isotomidae. Gene Ontology annotation, molecular function: sulfotransferase activity.